GAUUCUUGAUUAUUUCAUACGAUACUGUUUAAAUCUUGUUUAUUUUUCAAAAGAAAUAUUACUUGUUGUCUUUAUAUCUAUUGUAAUAAACUGAUUUAUAUUUGUUAUUAUAUUUUACUGAAAACCCAGAUAUUUAAAAGCUCCAAUCACAUAAAGUUCAAAUUUAAACAAAACAAUGAAUGAUAUACUUAGACCCGAAUUGAUAUGGAUCGAAGGAAGAUGUUAUAGAGUCAACGAUCCUAUAACAAAUGUUACAGCGUUUCAAGAGCAAGAUUUAUACGAAACUGAACUGCCAUAUAAUGAGAAUGAUGAUGAAGAAGAUGAUGAUGAUGAGUUUAAUGAAAUAACAAAAGUAGAUAAUAACAGAUACUUUACCAGUUUUCAUGUCUCUAAGCACUAUUUGGGGUCAAUUAUUGGUAAAAAAGGUGCUACUGUGAGUAGAAUUGGGAGAGAUACAAGAACUGAUAUUAAAAUACCUAGACAUGGAGAAAAUAAGGAUAUUUCAAUAUAUGGAUCAAAUGUUUCUAAUGUUAAAGCAGCUAAAAGAAGGAUAAAUAUGAUUGUUAUAGCAUCUCGAAUGAAACAAAAAUCAACACACUUUAUAUCAAUUCCUCUGAAUCUUCCCAAUAUUAUUGAACAAUUCGAACAUUUUAAGGAUAGUGUUCUUCGUGACUGUUCAAGUACAGGCUUAGAAGAGUCUUUAUUUAUUAGAGCAGAGAAACUUCAUCUAACAGUUGGUGUAAUGUGCUUAAUGGACAAUGAGGAGCGUCUGACAGCCUCAAAAUUACUUACCGAAGCCAGAGAAAAAUGUAUAAUGCCAUUGCUGAAUGAUUAUCAACCGCUUCAAAUAAGAUUGAAAGGAUUAUCGUAUAUGAAUGAUGACCCUAAGGAGAUAAAUGUUUUGUAUGGUUGUGUUGAAGAGGUCAACGCUCCUUCUGGAUUACUUCAGAGAGUUGUUGAUAAUAUUGUAUCACAUUUCUAUAAAGCAGGUUUCAUGGAUAAAGUAUAUGGUCGUGAUAAUGUUAAAAUGCAUGUUACAUUAUUGAAUUCAAAAUAUAGACGACAACAAGAAAUUGAUGAUGAAGCAAUUUCUAAACAAAGAAAAAAACAAGAAACGUUUGACGGUUCUCAAAUACUAUCAAAGUUUGCCGAUUACGAUUUUGGCACUGUAGAACUUAAUAACAUAUAUUUAUCUCAACGCAAAUCUACGGGACCCGAUGGAUAUUAUCAAUCAACAUGUGUUAUUUCUUGUAAAAAUCAAUAAAUUAU
Messenger RNA from Nymphalis io (European peacock), 1269 nucleotides. Its product is annotated as activating signal cointegrator 1 complex subunit 1. Gene Ontology annotation, biological process: regulation of DNA-templated transcription; DNA alkylation repair. Bases 176 to 1264 code for a protein of 362 amino acids. Gene Ontology annotation, cellular component: nucleus. NCBI's taxonomy places the organism in Eukaryota, Metazoa, Arthropoda, Insecta, Lepidoptera, Nymphalidae. Gene Ontology annotation, molecular function: RNA binding. The transcript has 7 exons. The record is from RefSeq and is a predicted model, not a curated record.